Molecule: messenger RNA, 2888 nt
Organism: Vitrella brassicaformis
Lineage: Eukaryota; Vitrellaceae
Source: the annotation of a GenBank genome assembly
CUUCGCACUCGCCCGCCUCCCUCGGGCUGUCCUGCCAAAAGGUCAAGGGCUGUUCCGUCGACUCCUGUUCGGGCUCAUGUUUGCCGCGUGCCAUAUGAGUGGCGACUGUGUGGAGACCGGCAUGAUUCCCUCUCUGGUCCAUACGCCUGUGCCUGAAGUCCCAGCACCGACACAGCCGGCCGCUCCAUGCAUCUCCCGCCUCUCGGCCAGCCUGGAGGACUCGGGACGCCCUCUGCCUCCUCCAGCAGCACCAACGACAAGCCCGCCUCCCACGUCGAAGGGAUGGACGUAUGAACCAACGAGCGGAUGAACGACGGACGUGCGUUUGGGGGCAGCCUUCCUUCGGUUACCGAGAGAGCCUUCAAGCAUCACAACCACCAUGGACACGUACUGCUGAUUGACGGUUGUUGACGUACAGCUAGAGGAAGGAUGUUUUCUUCACAACGGACAUCGUUCAACCCUCUCAUUUUGAGCUGCCGAUUUCUUUCCGUCCGCGGGGGCCGAUUUCUUUCCGUACGACCACGUGUCCGACCCCUUUGAGAAUGGGCCAAGGAGCGUCUGGCUCGAGGCCUGUCUUGGUCAAGACUGACCAGCCCGUCCUCGUCAGCAACAGCCAGGACGGCAGCAAGGCGUUUGUCAUGCUUUCGGAUGGGAAGAAAACCGCGAAGGUAUGCUACGGACAGCGGAAAGGCGCAGCGGGGAAAGCACACAGCACCUCUCUUUGCCCCGCAGAUUUGGAGCUUCCCACACCAGCCCCUUGUUUUCAACCUGGAAGAAGAUAGCAUCCUCACGGGUUAGGAUGGAGCACAUGGCUUCUUAUGUCUUGCAUUUCCCCUUCCUUUCAGUUUCUGUGUUCACGGCCCCGUCUGAAGAGGCGGCUGUGGCGUUCGAUGGCUUCACUGCAGAGUGCCUAUGGUGUGAUGGAGGGCGAACAUUCCUGGUGGGCGAUGCCUUUGUCGGACCGAAAGAAAUCGGCCCCCGCGGCGCCCCCAAAUCGAGACGAGACAGAUGCGUUUGCAUCAUUAUCUGUCGUCCGUCCGUCCGUCCGUCGGUCCACUCGUUGGUUCAUACAUUCAUCCCUUCAGCGCGUUGACUUCCCAUCAUCUUCCCUCGGCGCCCGAAUGCCAGCCAUGCUACCCUGGCAGCCAUGCGGAGAGUUGUUUCCCGAACCCUUUUGAAAGUUUCAAGUUCAAACAUGGGCCAAGGCACGUCUGCCCCGAGGCCUGUCUUGGUGCAAGUCAGCCAGCCACUGCAAGUCAGCCAGCCACUGCUGGUGACGACCGGCGAGCACGCUUUUGUGGUCGUCAGCGACGGCGAGAAGACGGUGAAGGUGGGAGAACAAGACGCAGAGGGUUCACAGGCAAGCAUCACUGUUCACAGAGCAAUUCAAUACAUGGUACGCGGCUUCCCAAAUCGUUCGCUGCUAUUCCAUCUCGAGGAAAACAGUAUCCUCACUGGUACCGACACAGCCAACACAACGCAGCACUCCGAGUGCUUGGCCACACAGGUAGUUCCCUCCCUCCCUCCCAUCCAGCGACCGCAGUGCUCGACGCCUUGAGCGGCGUGGGACGCCAGACAACACAAUCCACAAUGCCCGCGUCCACGGUAAGCGGGAGGAGCAGCGGCUCCUCUUGAUCAGGAUGCACACACUAAGUUGCUGUCGCUCUGAAUGCAGGUGUGACUGAGAGGCUGCGGAUGGUCUGCGGCGAUUCACGGCCGUUCAGGUCGAUAUGCCCUGGGGAAAGGCCUACGAAGAGGACACAUACCCACUCGACCGCAUGGGAGACGGCACAGUGGUCCGCACUGCACUAAUCCAAUGGAUGAUGUUAUACAUUUCUCACUUCCUUUAUGGCGUGUUGGUGUCGGUGGCUUCACUGCAGAGUGCCUAUGGUGUGAUGGAGGCGGCGGCGCCGCUCAGUGAAGCAAACAUCGAAAAGAGUAAGCUUGCCGAAAUGAGUGGAAACGACGGUGUCUUUCUUUCGGCUACUGGCUUUCAGGCUGACUGCACUCUCACACCGUGCACCAGUCAACAAGGAAAGGAGGAGCAAUAUGUGAAAGCGCUAGAGGUGAGCAAUCAUGUGUGUGUUUUGAGUGUGGUCUGUGUCGGGGUGGUGGCUGACUGGCUGGCUGACCGGCUGACCAUGUGUGUAUGUGCCUAUUUGUUGUGCAGGACGCCAUGCUGGAAGGGCUGGUGCGGGGCUAUCGGCGCGGCAUCAAUGCCGAGAGCAGAGCCACAGGGGACCAGAUGUAUGCCUGGUCCAAGGACCGCGACUUUCGGCCUUCUUACCGGGCCGGAUAUCCUGGUCACGGCGGCACAUGUGGCGCCGACCGCUGCCACGGUCAAGCUCGGGGAAGAGAAGCAGCUCUGCAGGACGCUGCGACGACAAGGCGGGCAGUUAGUUCAACAACGCCCCUGGGACUGGGGCUGCCCAAGACCUGAGCAGCAUCUACCGACGAAGAAGGAGUCCGUCAACCAUGCGCUGAGGCAGCUAAGGAGCGACCGAGAGCGGCAGCGGCAGCGGCACGGUGCACCUGGCAUGAGCUCAUAUGCCCAAGAAGACUCCCGUUCCCGGCCCCUUCCCAAGCGUCCCGCCCUUUACCGGCAAUGUCUAUGGUGAUUGGCUGCGUGCGUAUACGUACGGAUGGUGGGUGAGCGAUUCCAUAGCUUGAUUGGAGUGCCUGCCUAUUAUGUCCCCCCCCUCCCCCCCGGUGUGCAGUGAUCUGUGUGGAUUGGUGUUGUGUCUAUCCUCCUAGGGCGUGACUAGGAAACGAGGCCUUUUCUGCCGCGGGGUUGACGCGUGAAAGGAGACAGGGCGGGGUGGUUCGGGCAGCAUGGCUGCCUACAUUUUAUAUUCCGUUCGUGCGUUGUGCUGAAUGUUCCUCGUUCG